Chilo suppressalis (striped riceborer) is the source of this 547-nucleotide messenger RNA. The record is from the annotation of a GenBank genome assembly. NCBI's taxonomy places the organism in Eukaryota, Metazoa, Arthropoda, Insecta, Lepidoptera, Crambidae.
AAUCAACGCCACAGGCCUCUUGACCAGUCUUGUGGCACACACGGCCGCGUGUUAUUUUGUGCACGCUCGCUCAUCCAUAUAUCAAAAUGAAGUACACUCCAGUAAUUUUCGUAGUGCUGUUAUCUAUAAUAUGUGUAAGCCACUGUAAAGAUCUGAUCGUGGGCACGAGUUUCAACAACAGACUGCUUUGGCAACAAAAAGUCGAAUACAAUGCGAUCCCCUUGAAAAAACGGGUCAAAGAAGUAUUCUUCUCAGAUCCAGGACAACAGAUCAUCAAGGGUAUAAUUGCAAGAGAUCUGGAGCACACUGACGCCUCCGCUACCAUCACUUCUGGUGGAAUUGGUUUCUCCUACGCCAAUCUCAGAUUCAAAAGCGACAGGGGCUCCGGCCUCAACUACCAGCUAGAAAUAUAUUCAUAAUCAACCAGAAUCACUCAUACAAUUGUACACAAAAAAUCCGUUGAUUGAAUUUAAAUUCGUCUUUCAAUGUUUUAUUCAUGUUGACCACCCGAAGCAGGGUGUUGUAAAUUGAAAUACAAAAUCCAAUU